AAAAACUUGGACUUUCGCUGAAAGUGGGGCAAAGAUGAAUAUGAGAAGCUCGCAGAGAAGAGACUCAGAAGAAAGAGAAAAGAAGGAUGGAAAACCAGUGCAGCCAGUCAAGUGGGAGAUUCUACAGCACAGGGAUUACAAGGGGGACUUGGAGUCCAAACUUAGGAAGACAGUUGUCAUUACCAAGAUGAUCCCCCAGUCUGAGAUGGGAGGCUACUACUGCAAAGUCUGUGACUGUGUGGUGAAGGACUCCAUCAACGUCCUGAAUUACAUUAAUGGAAAGAAACAUCAGCGAAACCUGGGUAAGUCUAUGUGUGUGGAACGGUCCACUCUGGAUCAGGUAAAGAAACAUUUUGAGGUCAACAAGAAGAUGGAAGAGAAGCAGAAAAAUUAUGAUUUUGAGGAAAGGAUGAAGGAGCUCAGAGAAGAAGAGGAAAAGGCUAAAGCAUACAAGAAAGAGAAACAGAAGGAAAGAAAAGGACAGAGGAGGACUUGA
Messenger RNA from Meriones unguiculatus (Mongolian gerbil), 496 nucleotides. Its product is annotated as zinc finger matrin-type protein 2-like. Gene Ontology annotation, biological process: mRNA splicing, via spliceosome. The coding region runs from base 35 to 496 and encodes 153 amino acids. Lineage: Eukaryota; Metazoa; Chordata; Mammalia; Rodentia; Muridae. Gene Ontology annotation, molecular function: nucleic acid binding; zinc ion binding. The record is from RefSeq and is a predicted model, not a curated record. Gene Ontology annotation, cellular component: U4/U6 x U5 tri-snRNP complex; spliceosomal complex. The transcript has a single exon.